AGCAACAUGUUGCUUCGCGCCAAACUGCCAUUGCUAAUCCGUUGAUCUGUACAAAUGUGGCUGAGCCCGCAGUAGUACGCGACACAGCACGCGACCUUUGUCUGCACUGCGACGCCGCCGUCGCACUUUGUUUCAACUCGAGUCGCGUUUCUGGCCUCGUCUGACAAGACAUCGCCAUUCUACAGUGCUGGCUGCGCAACGAACGCAUCGGGGAGGUAGAGCCUUUCCCGCUGUCGCAGCGGUCAUCCUAAAUCCCGACUUUUCCGAAAUUCAACUUCCAUCAUGUCGACCUCUUUAGCGAUGUCCAACGUCGACGAUCCAUUCGACCACAACUCCCUAUCCUCUCCAGGACCACAAUCUAUCGACUUCUCGCUCGAGCUCGAGCAUCAGCUGGAAAGCGAAUCGGUGCCGAACUCGCCUGCGCACGAUGUCCGUCCCCAAUCGCUGGACACGCACGUCCUGGCGUCCAUCGUCACGCAGCUCCGCAUGUCUCUCGAGGAAGUGACGAAGGAGCGCGACAGCCUGUUUGAGCAGCUUUCAGAGGCACACGUCCGCGAGGAGAACACGAAGGAAGCGCUGCAGAGCGUUACGGACAAAUGCGUCAAGGCGGAAUCGGAUCUCACCGCAGCCAGGAACCAGCACGAGCAAGACCAGGAGGCCAUUUCCAUGCUCCGUCAGAAGCUUGAAGAAAGCAGGCGGGCUAUUAUGCGCAUGCAGACGGAGAGCCGGCGCAUGAGCCAAGUAUCGAACCUUACUUUGGACCUGAAUCGUGCGGGUUCCUCGGUUAUGAACGGCCCUCCCUCUUCUCGCCGCGCAUCUUCCUUCCAACCACUAACUGGGACGCCCGCGGGCCGUAUAGGCCAUCGACGGAUCUCUUCACUCUCUGAUCCGGGGCUCGCAGGCUGCGACGAGCAGGGCCAGUGGCUGUACUCUCCACCGCCCCCCUCGCAGACCGCCACCUCCCCAUCUGUGGGCGGGCACAAUAGACGGAUAUCUGGCAUGUUCAACUGGGGCAGCGCGAGCGCAAACGCUUCGCCGCCCUCGCCUAUCCCCGACACGCCCAUCUACACUUCUGCGGAAGCCGAAACGCUGCGUAAGGAGCUGAUGGCGGUGAAGGAGCAGCUGGAGGAGACGAAGCAUGAACUGAGCGAGGCUCACGAGGCGAAUGAGGCGAAUGAAGCGUGCGUGCGUGCUCUGAGGACGUUCAUCUCGGAGAACAGUGUUGGUGAGCAGAAUGUUCGGGGCAAUGGGAGACCGCAGCCACCAGCUUCUGCUCCUCCAUCCGGUUCAGGCGGCACAUCACGAUGGGGAUUCAAGCUGUGGGGAUCGACUGAUGCAUCUGCGACCAGCACACCAGUUGCUACUGCUCCGCCUCCGAUAUCAACUGCUGCAUCUGCGCCCUCACCAGUUGCAAGGAAGCUUGGUGGUCUGUUCAGCCCGCGAUCAAGUAUCUCGUCGACGGCCGCGGUGCGCCCACCAUCAGCUGCUGCCCCUCCCGAACCGACGUCCGCUGGUUCGGACACGUCCUCCGUGGCUGAAUCUGCCGCCGAGCCUCUUAGUCCCGUCUCCUCAAUUCCUCGUGCCAGUGUGCUCAUACAUGACGACGGCAUGUCUUUCGACGCAAGCUUGUCUGAAAACAGCAAGGCGAUCGACUUGACGGCAUAAUAACUGGUCCCUGACUUGGGUUUGUCUUGUUGAUAGGAAACGAUACGAGCAGAAG
Molecule: messenger RNA, 1720 nt
Organism: Laetiporus sulphureus 93-53
Lineage: Eukaryota; Fungi; Basidiomycota; Agaricomycetes; Polyporales; Laetiporaceae
Exons: 2
Coding region: 283-1665 (460 amino acids)
Source: RefSeq, a predicted model, not a curated record